AUGAAGGUGUUUGAGUUCGUAGCGGGCCUGAUCUUCUUCGCCGCCGCGUUUUCGGUCUGUUCUGGACAGAGCUCAUUGACUGUACUGUGUUCCAUGGAUUGGUUCAUGGUCACGGUCCACCCAUUCAUGCUGAACAACGAUGUAUACGUCCACUUUUAUGAGCUGCACCUAGGCCUAGGUUGUCCUCCUAAUCAUGUUCAGCCCCAUUUCUACCAGUUCACCUACCGUGUUACUGAAUGUGGCAUUAGAGUCAAGGUCGUCUCGGAGGACGUAGUGAUCUAUAGCACUGAGAUCCACUAUGCCUCCAAGGGCACGUCAUCUCGCUAUGUGAUCCCAGUGUCCUGCGCGGCCCCCAGGCGCUCCCCUUGGCUCACUAGGCCCUAUCCCACAAGAGUAGCCAGAGAGGGUUCUGCGGCUGCUCCCAAUGAUAAACCAUGCUGUGAGAUGUUAAACUCGUCCGACCAAAGGCCCGUCUGCGAUUGUCCACCUUAUGUCUUCAACGGAGAACGUACCCAGAAUGCACCUCAGCAAGCAGAGGCCCAGGUGGACCAUCCUACGCCGUCACCUCAAUAUACUGCCGCGUCUUCUGAGGACUGGUGUCUUCGCUCCGAUGAUCUGAUGGGGCCCAUGUGAUUCUCCAGUCCAGAGUCUUCUGCAGAUCAGUUUUAGAAUUAGAAUGUAGUGUCUCCUACUA
This is a messenger RNA of Perognathus longimembris pacificus (Pacific pocket mouse), 694 nucleotides long. RefSeq names its product placenta enriched 1 (gene Plac1). Lineage: Eukaryota; Metazoa; Chordata; Mammalia; Rodentia; Heteromyidae. The record is from RefSeq and is a predicted model, not a curated record. Bases 1 to 633 code for a protein of 210 amino acids. The transcript has a single exon.